Clarias gariepinus (North African catfish) is the source of this 1686-nucleotide messenger RNA. It is a transcript of the gene dnajc8, whose product is annotated as DnaJ (Hsp40) homolog, subfamily C, member 8. NCBI's taxonomy places the organism in Eukaryota, Metazoa, Chordata, Actinopteri, Siluriformes, Clariidae. The record is from RefSeq and is a predicted model, not a curated record. The coding region runs from base 37 to 792 and encodes 251 amino acids. Gene Ontology annotation, cellular component: nucleus. The transcript has 9 exons.
AUCUACGUCACAUCCGCCGGGAGGUCUAAAUCCAAAAUGGCGGCUUCAGCGGGCGCCUCCGCGGCUCCAGGUAGCACCGGGGAUGAAGCGUUUAUGACGUUUUAUUCAGAGGUGAAGCAAAUUGAAAAGCGGGACUCGGUACUGACAUCCAAACAGCAGAUCGAUCGAUUGUUGCGGCCUGGCUCGACGUAUUUUAAUCUGAACCCGUUUGAGGUCUUACAGAUCGAUCCAGAGGCCACAGAUGAAGAGCUGAAGAAGAGGUUUCGGGCGUUGUCCAUUUUGGUCCAUCCGGAUAAGAACCAGGACGAUGCAGACCGAGCACAGCAAGCCUUCGAAGCGGUCGAUAAGGCAUACAAGCUGCUCCUUGAACCUGAACAGAAGAAAAGGGCCGUAGAUGUGAUUCAUGCAGGAAAAGAAUACAUCGAGCAUAAUAUGAAUCAGAAGAGGAAGCAGCUGAAGAAAGAUGGCAAGCCCACGGUGAUCGAGGAGGACGACCCUGAAGUGUUCAGGCAGGCUGUGUAUAAACAGACCAUGAAGCUGUUUGCUGAGCUGGAGAUCAAGAGGAAGGAGAGAGAAGCCAAGGAAAUGCACGAGAGAAAAAGGCAAAGAGAAGAGGAGAUUGAAACACAAGAGAAGGCUAAAAGAGAGAAAGAGUGGCAGAAAAACUUUGAGGAAUCAAGGGAUGGUCGUGUGGACAGCUGGAGAACCUUCCAAGCCAAAGGUAAAACCAAGGAGAAGAAGAACAGGACGUUCCUCAAGCCUCCCAAGGUCAAAAUGGAGCAAAGAGAUUAAUGUGGAAGUCCGAGCAUCUACACCUCCACUUCUGGGUCUCCCCUUCAGGUGUAUGUGCGUGCCUGCAUGUGUGUGUUUCUGGAAUGACCCUCUCAGCCCAGCUGAGGGCGCCGUGGAACGACACCCUUAUCUCCUGCAACCCAUGUCUAGUCUUUUCUCAUCUGCUAGGGGGAAAAGUCGUCCUGUGGCUGGAUGGACACUUGUUUAAAUACCGUUUGUAUUUACUCUCAUCAAAUAGGUUAUUCAGGAGCAAUCAGGCUGGUAGUGUCUACUUUUUCCCCUUCUUUCUCUCUCUUUUUUUUUUUUUUUUAAAUUUGUACAUAUUUGUGAGUUUGAUGUUAAUUGUGCACAUGAGGAAAAAAUGCGAGUUUUUUGUUUUGAUCUUUUUUUUUUAAAUAAACCCCGGUCAUUCAGAAUAAACAAUGUUUGUAGCCUACACAAAAAUUCAAUGUGGUAUUUGUGUUGCCUUUUUUUGGCACUAUUUUCUAACAGUUUUAAAAUUGUACCUUGUUGGCACUUUUCAUGAAAAUAUUUAGCCUCUUAUUAUUAUUAUUAUUAUUAUUAUUAUUUUAUUUUUAUUUUUUUCACAUUGAGGUUCUUGGAUUGUAUCCUGCCUGUUUAAGGUAAAAAAAUACAUCAAGAUCCAAAAAUGUGACAAUGUGCUAUUCAUUUGUUAGAUAUCCCUGAGGCACGUUUAGCUCGGUGGGUAAGAUGUUGAGUACUGCUUAGAAAGUCAUAGGCUCAAAUCCCACUGUUGGAUCUUUGAGCUAGAUCCUCAACACUUUCCUCUGCAGAUGUAUAUAGAGAUGAAUCUAAGUCACUCUGGGUAAGGGUUCCUGGCAGAUGCCCUAAAUCUAAUGUAGCAAUCUUCUAUUAAAUACACAUCUAAUGGAA